AUGCACCUUCUACUUACAGGCUCCCCCCAAGAAACAAAUUGCAGCCAGCCUGCAGAGGGUUCAGGAGCUCAGCUGGGCAAAGGAGGAAGGUCCUCCACUUUGGACAGCACCCCCCCUCGGCCCUCCAUUUCCUGCCUCUCUAGGAACGAGAGCUCUGUCCCCUUAACCAUUCGAGGGCCAAAGUGUGCUUGUGUGCCUCUCUCUCUUGCCUGUUUGGGUUGUUUUAUAGCAAUUUGGGUAUUAAAAUGCACGCAAAGGGGCUGGGGGUUCGUGGCCUCUGCUGUUGCACCCGUUUCUUUCCUUAACCAGGAGGAGCAGGAGGAGGUGGCUGGUGAGAAGGAGGGAAGAAUGAGGGGUCCAGAUGGAGGAAGAAGGGAAGAAAGGAGGAGAGAAGCCCAGCUGAAUCCUCCAGGGAGAUUUGGAGCAGUCUCUCGGCCAGAUCGGAUUCUUAGAGGAGUUUGGGUGAGUAAACCUCAAAGUGCAGCCUGGAUAGCUCUCUUGGUCAGAGCCUGGUGCUGAUAAUGCCAAGGUUGCAGGUUCAAGCCCCACAUUGGCCAAAAGAUUCCUGCACUGCAAGGGGGUUGAGCUAGAUGACCGCAGGGUCCCUUUUCGCUCUACGAUUCUAUGAUUAGAAGUCUAUUCAGAUGUAAGUCCCAGUGAGUGUAGUGGGACUGAUUCCCAGGUAAGUGGAUGAACUUCGCAGGGUUGGGGAACCUGCGAUGCUCCCUGAUAGGACUGGACUACAACUCUCAUCAUCCUUGCCCUCUGGCCAUGCUGGCUGGGACUGAUGGGUGUUGGAGUCUAACAAAAAUCUGGAAGGCCACAAGUUUUCACCACCAGCACCUCUGGGGUAGAGAAAUGUAGGGGGAAGCUGUGGCGUUCCUCUAGUGGUUGCAGGACUUCCUGUAUGGCCAAUGGGCCAGGGAUGAUGGGAGUCCACCAACAUCGGGAGGGACGGAGGUUACAGAAUCAUAGAACUGUUGAGUUUUGAAGGGGUCCCGAGGGUCAUCUAGUCUAACCCCCUGCAAUGCAGAACUAUUUUGCCCAACGUGGGCCUUGAACCCACAACCCUGAGACUAAGGUUUUCAUUCUCUGCCAACAGUUUCUCCACCUUUGUUGUGUAGGAGGGCAGCCUUCAGCCCCACCUGCACUAUACAUUUAGAGCCAUAUCAUGUCACUUUAAGGGACAUGGGUGGCGCUGUGGGAUAAACCACAGAGCCUAGGGCUUGCCGAUCAGAAGGCCGGCGGUUCGAAUCCCUGCGACGGGUGAGCUCCCGUUGCUCGGUCCCUGCUCCUGCCAACCUAGCAGUUCGAAAGCACGUCAAAGUGCAAGUAGAUAAAUAGGUAGCGCUCCGGCGGGAAGGUAAACGGCAUUUCCGUGAGCUGCUCUGGUUUGCCAGAAGUGGCUUAGUCAUGACCUGGAAGCUGUAUGCCGGCUCCCUCGGCCAAUAAAGCGAGAUGAGCGCCGCAACCCCAGAGUCGGUCACGACUGGACCUAACGGUCAGGGGUCCCUUUACCUUUACCUUUUACAUGUCACUUUAAACAGCCACGGCUUCCCUGUAAAGGAUCCUGGGAACCGUAGUCUGUUAAGGGUGCUGAGUGUUGUUAGGAGAUUCCUGUUUUCUCUCACAGAACUAAACUUCCCAAAGUCCUGAUCAGAAUCCUGCCUGUAAGAUCAAUCAGCGUUCUGGGAGAAACAAGCAGAGCCUUCUUGCUGGUAGCUCCACUCUUACAAAACAACCUCCAAAGUGAUACGCAUAUGAUCCUAUCAGUAUAGACCAGACUUUUUGUCCCUCCAAGUGUUGCUGAACUGCGUCUCCAGCUAAUAUGGCCUGUAUUCAAGGCUGAUGGGAGUUGUAGUCCAACAACACCAAGUGAGCCAAAGCUUUUAAGUGGACUUUGAAUACCUACAUAUUGAAGGCGGCUUUUUCUUUUAAAAAAAUUAACAUGUAGUGCUGCUGUUGAUUUGAAAUUUGUUUUUAGACUGCUUUGUCUUAUUUUAGACUGUUUAUAUUAUUUCUAUUUUAUAUUCUGUUAUUUAUCUUCAUAUUAUUUUUAUUCUUUUAGGCUGUUUAUAUUAGGGCCAUUUAUAUUAUUUUAGGCUGCUAUUUUAAGUUCCGCUUUUAUAUCACACAACACUUCUGUGACUUCACGCUGUGGAAUGGCAUAUAAAUUUGCUAAAUAUGCUAAAUGUGCUUUGGUGUUUUACAGCUGGUUUUCCUGCAAGCUCCCUUGGGUGGGCUUUGCCCUAAAAUGGAACCUAUAUUAUUAUUAUUAUUAUUAUUAUUAUUAUUACUACUACUACUAUUAUUAUUAAGACUGAUGAGGGCUUAGUGCUAGACUUUGCCCAACAUGACACUGAGUUCAAUUUUCUGCUCAUUCAUAUGACAUACCUAGACAGCAUCUUAAAAAGCAGAGUCAUCACCUUGCCAACAAAGGUCCGUAUAGUUAAAGCUAUGGUUUUCCCAGUAGUGAUGUAUGGAAAUGAGAGCUGGACCAUAAAGAAGGCUGUUCGCCGAAGAAUUGACGCUUUUGAAUUAUGGUGCUGGAGGAGACUCUUGAGAGUCCCAUGGAGUGCAAGAAGAUCACACCUAUUUAUUCUGAAGGAAAUCAGCCCUGAGUGCUUACUGGAAGGACAGAUCCUGAAGCUGAGGCUCCAAUACUUUGGCCACCUUAUGAGAAGAGAAGAUUCCCUGAAAAAGACCCUGAUGUUGGGAAAGAUGGAGGGCACAAGGAGAAGGGGACGAGAGAGGACGAGAUGGUUGGACAGUGUUCUUGAAGCUACCAGCAUGAGUUUGACGAAACUGUGGGAGGCAGUGGAAGACAGAAGUGCCUGGCGUGCUCUGGUCCAUGUGGUCACGAAGAGUCGGACACGACUAAACAACUAAACAACAACAUAGUUACCUGACUAGGCUUGGGCUAGUCACUUUCUAUAGGCCUCAGUUUUUUCAUAGAAUUGUUAUUGGGAAUAGAAUUUGCAGAGUAAGGGACUCCUGCAACGUUGCCCAGAACUCCUUAGAGCAGGGGUGAUGGAACCUGUGGUCCUCAAGAUGUUGCUGGACUACAGUUCCCAUAAUCCAUGACCAUUGACCUUGCUGUCUGGGACUGAUGUGAGUUGGAGUCCCACAUACACCUGGAGGUGACAGAAGCAUGAUGAGAUUUUGCAGUCCAUAUAUACAUGCACAUUUAUUUAUUAAGAAUUAAUUGCAUUUUGACUCCACCCUUCCUGAUGGGCAGCUCUUCACUUUACGUUUAUCUUCACAACAACCCUGUGGGGUCGGCUGGGUUGAGAAGUAAACUGGUGCAAAGUACAGGGGUCAUUAACUGUUCUGAGAAUAAAUAAUAGAUUUUGGGUACAAUAUCAAGUACGAAGUGUAGGUGAGAUGGUGGAACGAGAGUCUAAAAUUUACAGCAUGUGCCACCUUGAAAGAGAAUAUAAGGAAAACGAUGUACCGAUGGUACUUGACACCUACGAAAUGGGCAAAGAUGUAUAGGAUGAGUAGUAAAUUAUGUUGGGAAUGUAAAGAGAAGGAUGGCGAUUUUUAUCACAUGUGGUGGUCAUGUGAGAAAACAAAAUCAUUUUGGGAACUGAUUUGCAACGAAUUGAAAAAGAUGCUUAAAUAUACCUUCCCAAAAAAGUCAGAAGCCUUUUUUGCUGGGCUUGAUGGGAGAGGAUGAGGAGAUUUCACCCCUCCCAUAUCCAAGAAUCUCCUGAGAAUGCAAUUCUGGGCUGCAUCAAUAGGAGUAUAGCAACUAGAUCAAGGGAAGUAAUAGUGCCACUGUAUUCUGCUCUGGUCAGACCUCACCUGGAGUACUGUGUCCAGUUCUGGGCACCACAGUUCAAGAAGGACAUUGACAAACUGGAACGUGUCCAGAGGAGGGCAACCAAAAUGGUCAAAGGCCUGGAAACGAUGCCUUAUGAGGAACGGCUAAGGAGCUGGGCAUGUUUAGCCUGGAGAAGAGGAGGUUAAGGGGUGAUAUGAUAGCCAUGUUCAAAUAUAUAAAAGGAUGUCAUAUAGAGGAGGGAGAAAGGUUGUUUUCUGCUGCUCCAGAGAAGCGGACACGGAGCAAUGGAUCCAAACUACAAGAAAGAAGAUUCCACCUAAACAUUAGGAAGAACUUCCUGACAGUAAGAGCUGUUCGACAGUGGAAUUUGCUGCCAAGGAGUGUGGUGGAGUCUCCUUCUUUGGAGGUCUUUAAGCAGAGGCUUGACAACCAUAUGUCAGGAGUGCUCUGAUGGUGUUUCCUGCUUGGCAGGGGGUUGGACUCGAUGGCCCUUGUAGUCUCUUCCAACUCUAUGAUUCUAUGAUUCUAUGAUUAAGUCCGCUGAUUCUCCAGAGAGCAGGAGGCGUGUUCUGCUCUCUACUUAUUCUGCUCCAGCACCAAGUCAGUCAGUCAGUGUUGGGGAGAGAGAGAGAGAGAGAGAGAGAGAGAGAGACUGAGUGUUAGAGAUCAUGUGUAGAGAUAAGGUUGCUGCUAAGAGCAGCUGCAGACACUCAGUGCAGUGCAGCAUUCAUUUAUGCUUAGACCCAUUUAGCUCUGUAUAUAGUUGUAUAAUAGUUGCAGUUAUAGAAUAAAGAAGAUAUUCUAUAGAGCUGCUCUCCGAGUUGUUUAUAUACUCUGCUAGACUCUGCUGUACUCUGCUGUGCGACGACUGUCUUCUUGUUGGAGUGAAUCCGGUGCUCACAACUCCAAGCUGUGAGUCCACAGCACUUUGACCUGUUCCUGUGCAGAAGGUGGUCUCUGGAAGUGCUACCCAGCUCGCCUAGCCCAGUCGGGGCUGAAGUGGAUGAGUCCAGUUGGUGGCACUGGCUCAAGGGCAAUGCUGACAGAGGAAACUGAAAAAGCGGAUCAAAGGUUAUUUAUGUAUGCAACGACUGCUGCUAGAACUUUGUUUGCCCAAAAAUGGAAAGUACAGUACAGGAAUUACCAAUGGUGGAGGAGUGGCAGACGAGAAUGGUGGAUUAUGCAGAACUAGCAAAACUAACCUGCAGGAUCCAAAACCAAAAUUCCAAAGGGAUUGGAGUAAAUUCAUGGACUAUAUAAAUAAUAACUGUAGAAAUCUGAAGACACUAGCAGGACUGAAAUAAAUCUUACGACGUGGACUUGACAAAAUAAGAAGAAACUGCGGGAAGUAGACUGAAAACGAAAACCUGAUGGAGGGAGGGAGGGAAGUCAUGGCUCGGCAGAGUGAUGGAUAAGGAAGUGUGUGGAUGACUGUUGAAAUUUAUUGUACUUUGUUUGUAUUUUGUUUGUUUAAAAUGGAAAAUCAAUGGGGGGGGGGAGAGAGAAUAAUAAACUCUCGUAUUUUUUGCUCUAUAAGACUCACUUUUUCCCUCCUAAAAAGUAAGGGGAAAUGUGUGUGCGUCUUAUGGAGCGAAUGCAGGCUGCGCAGCUAUCCCAGAAGCCAGAACAGCAAGAGGGAUUGCUGCUUUCACUGCACAGCGAUCCCUCUUGCUGUUCUGGCUUCUGAGAUUCAGAAUAUUUUUUUCCUUGUUUUCCUCCUCCAAAAACUAGAUGCGUCUUGUGGUCUGGUGCGUCUUAUAGUGCGAAAAAUACGGUAUUCUGUCCUUUGAUACCUGAGGUGCAUAGCUUCAUAUAGUGUUCCAGUGGUUUUCAAAGGCUGUGGCAGGAGAGGAUGGCAAGGAUGGCAGGAAGAUGCAAGGCCUAUCAAUAUUUUACAUUGUACUUCCAAUCUACUCAAUUGCAUUCUCUUUCCAUUUCUAUUACUUUCUUUCACACACUAUUAAACCAACUUUCUACUUCUUUUUCUGUUACACAUUCUGUUACGCACAGGGUGGGGGUGAGGGGCGGUGGUGGGACUGAGUGUGGGUAUGUAUGAAUAUUUUUAAAGAUUGUCUGAAAUGAAUGUUUGUUUGGUUGGUUGGCUGGCCUCUGUUAUUUUCUCCUACCAAUAGGGAACCUAUGUAAGGACUCUUGGAUACCCCAUAAGGGGAAAAGGGCAGAUUUUGUUUACAACAGUUUGUAUAUCCGUAAUAUGUAUGUAUAAAUGUAUUAAUGGGGGGGUCUACAUUGGGAAGGAGCAGCGCUUUUACGUAGCUGCUUUGUUUUAUACUGCCUGGAUAUCCUCUGGUGAUAUUAUAUGGUAGCUGUGUUUUAUGUUAUGAAUCAAGCACAGCUAGGAGUUGUUUUGUUUCCCAGUGUAUUUCUUAUCAGUAAAAUAUUUGGUGUAAUGCAAGGAAAUGUUUAUUUUGAAUGUGAAGCUCGGGGGGGGUGUCGUCUACAAACAACAGGUCCCCACGAUUCCCCCAAUUUUUUAAUUGAUUUUCACAAAAUUAUAAACCAACAAACAAAUAAACUAACAUAAAUCAUAACCUUAUUAAAACUAAUCUUAUUAACAUUGUUAAGUGACUUCCUCAUAUCCCCCUAGUUGAAUUUCAAUGUAUAUCAUUUUAACGGUUUUCCAAAUUCUUAUAUAAUUAACUUAAUCACUUAACAUGUUUCUUUCUUAUUCAUUCAGCGUUAAACAUAUUAAUCCAUCAUUUUACAUAUUUAAAGCCUAAGCCUAUCUGGCUAUUGCAAGCUUUUUCCAAUUAAUUUAACUUAACGUAUUUAACUAAAUAGCCAUUAAAUUUCAUCCAUUCUUCCUGGUACUCCUCCUUCUGGUCACGGUCAGGUCGGGCUUUGAAAGCUCUUUAUGGCUCUUUGGCUUAUAAAGCACCUUUGAAACACAUCCUUCCCUCUGAAAGAAUUCUGGGCCCUGUAGUUUUACCCUGGGCGGAGCCACCAUUCCCAGAAAACUACAGCUCCCAGAAUUCUUUGAGAGGGAAACAGCAAUUUGGUAACUGCUUUAAAGGGACAGUGUGCGGGCACUGUCUUUUCUGUAUGGUGUGUUUGCAGGAAAACAGAGCUGUCCUUAGAGUACCCAGAUGUGUGUGUGUGUGUGUGUGUGUGUGUGCAUGUGCAUCAGACUAGCCCUCAAAGUGUUGUGAUGUGUUUGCUUGUCUGUGUGUGUUUUGCCUUUGCAAUACAUCUGAAAUGCUUCUCUAAGGGUUAAGCUGACCGAGUCUCUAUUCCUAGGAUACCUUUGAGGAAGGAGGGUUGUAAACUGCUUUAAGUCACUUCCUGCUUUUCAUCUCUCUCUCUCUCUCUCUCUCUCUCUCUCCCCAAAAAACCCUCCCCCAGCCACUGUGGGUAAGAUCCAGGCGGUGA
Messenger RNA from Podarcis lilfordi (Lilford's wall lizard), 7174 nucleotides. The record is from the annotation of a GenBank genome assembly. Lineage: Eukaryota; Metazoa; Chordata; Lepidosauria; Squamata; Lacertidae.